This is a messenger RNA of Toxotes jaculatrix (banded archerfish), 1962 nucleotides long. It is a transcript of the gene syn1, whose product is annotated as synapsin I. The record is from RefSeq and is a predicted model, not a curated record. Gene Ontology annotation, molecular function: ATP binding. Gene Ontology annotation, biological process: neurotransmitter secretion. Bases 1 to 1962 code for a protein of 653 amino acids. Gene Ontology annotation, cellular component: synaptic vesicle; synaptic vesicle membrane. The transcript has 13 exons. NCBI's taxonomy places the organism in Eukaryota, Metazoa, Chordata, Actinopteri, Toxotidae.
AUGAACUACCUACGCCGUCGACUCUCGGACAGCAAUUUCAUGUCCAACCUGCCCAAUGGCUACAUGACCGAUCUCCAACGCCCCGACCCUCCGCAGCAAAGCCCCGCAGUGUCGCCCGGGCCGCCGGAGAGGCGCCAAUCCACCAGCCAGCAGCAGUCUGGUGGAGGUGGAGGCUCUGGGUUCUUCUCGUCCAUCUCCAACGCUGUCAAACAGACCACAGCUGCUGCGGCUGCGACCUUAUCCGAGGCAGCGGACCGCGCAGGAGUCUCCAGCAGUGCCAAGAUCCUCCUGGUUAUCGAUGACCAGCAAACCGACUGGGUGAAGGUCUUCAGAGGAAGAAAGAUCCAUGGUGAAUUUGACAUUAAAGUAGAACAGGCAGAAUUCUCUGAAAUCAAUCUUGUGGCAAAUGCCACAGGCACCUACAAUGUGGACAUGGACGCAAUCAGGAAUGGACAUAAGGUUACAAAAUCUUUCAAGCCAGACUUUGUGCUGAUCAGACAACAUGCUUUCAGCAUGGACAAGAAUGGAGACCACCGGAACAUAGUGAUUGGACUGCAGUACGCUGGACUGCCAAGUGUUAACUCUUUGCACUCUGUCUAUAAUUUUUGUGACAAACCAUGGGUGUUUGCUCAGAUGUCUAGACUCUACAAGCAACUGGGCCCAGAGGAGUUCCCACUGAUUGAGCAGGUUUACUAUCCAAACCACAAGGAAAUGAUUACCUCCCCUCGGUUCCCUGUUGUGGUAAAGAUGGGCCACGCUCACUCAGGAAUGGGAAAGGUGAAAGUGGACAAUCAAUAUGAUUUUCAAGAUAUUGCCAGCGUCGUGGCAUUGACCAAGACUUACGCCACAUCUGAGCCUUUUAUUGAUGCAAAAUAUGAUGUCCGCAUCCAGAAGAUCGGUAACAAUUACAAGGCUUACAUGAGAACAUCAAUUUCUGGCAACUGGAAAACCAACACCGGCUCAUCUAUGCUUGAGCAGGUGGCCAUGUCAGACAAGUACAGAAUGUGGGUGGACUCUUGUGCUGACAUCUUUGGAGGGUUGGAUAUCUGUGCUGUGGAGGCUCUACAUGGUAAAGAUGGCAAGGACUACAUUAUAGAGGUUGAUGACUGUUCGAUGCCACUGAUUGGGGACCAGCAGGAUGAUGAUCGUGUUCAGAUUGCAGAACUGGUGGUCUCUAAGAUGAACCAGACUGUUCUACGCACUUCAAGCUCUUCCACAGUCCGUGCCACAGCAGGACAGCCAGCACAGAAAGCGGUAUCUCCUCAGCCUGUCUCUCAGCCAAGAGUACCACAGGCUCAACAGCGCCCCUCACCUCAAGGUGGUCCUCAGCAAAGUCCCCCAUCUCAGCAGCGCCCACAGCCUCAAGGCCAACCCCCUGUACAGGCCCAGCAAUCUGCUGCCAGCCCUCCUACAGGUGACCCCAGUGCCCAGGCUAAGGCUAGCCAAGGACCUGCAGCCCAGCCACGGCCAUCGGGUCAGGGAGCUUCUCCAGGCCAGAGGCCUGCUUCUGGCCAGGGCUCUCCUCAGCGAAGCCAGGGAGGUUCACCACAAGCUCAGAGGCAACAGUCUGUUUCCCAGAAACCUUCAGGCCAACCCCAGCAGCAGAGACCUGCCCAGCCCCCUAGGCAGCAGUCACAGGGGGGGGCACAGCAACAGAGGGCACCCGGCCAGCAAGGUCGUCCCGGAGCGCCCACCACCCAGCAGCCCCGACCUGCCGCUCAAGGCCAGGGGGCCCCAGGAGGACGGCCCCCACUGCAGCAAAAGCCUCAGCCCCCACAGAAGCCAAGUCAGGACAACCCAGCUAUGGGUGGCUCUCCUCAACUAAACAAAUCCCAGUCUCUUACCAAUACCUUCAACAUUCCAGAAACCCCAGCGCCACGAGCCAGCCUUAGCCAGGAUGAGGUGAAGGCAGAAACCAUACGCAAUCUACGCAAAUCUUUUGCCAGUCUCUUCUCAGACUGA